This is a messenger RNA of Acanthisitta chloris (rifleman), 798 nucleotides long. It is a transcript of the gene COPE, whose product is annotated as coatomer protein complex, subunit epsilon. Gene Ontology annotation, molecular function: structural molecule activity; protein binding. NCBI's taxonomy places the organism in Eukaryota, Metazoa, Chordata, Aves, Passeriformes, Acanthisittidae. Gene Ontology annotation, cellular component: COPI vesicle coat. The record is from RefSeq and is a predicted model, not a curated record. Gene Ontology annotation, biological process: retrograde vesicle-mediated transport, Golgi to endoplasmic reticulum; intra-Golgi vesicle-mediated transport; endoplasmic reticulum to Golgi vesicle-mediated transport.
CCUUCCAGCCCGGAGAAGGAGGUGGAGAGGGAUGUGUUCCUGUUCCGAGCCUACAUCGCCCAGAGGAAAUAUGGAGUUGUCCUGGAUGAGAUCAAAGGUAAUGCCAGUCCUGAGCUACAAGCAGUGAGGAUGUUUGCAGAGUAUCUGUCAAAUGAGAGCCAGAGGGAUGCAAUUGUGGCUGAUCUGGAGAAGAAGAUGGGCAAGAGUGUGGAUGUAGCCAACCUGCUCAUGGCUGCUUCCAUCUACUGCCAUGACAAGAACUUUGAUGCUGCUCUGCGCACUCUGCACCAGGGGGAGAGCCUGAGCCUGGAAUGCAUGGCCAUGAUGAUCCAGAUCCUCCUGAAGCUCGACAGGCUCGAUCUGGCCAGGAAGGAGCUGAAGAAGAUGCAGGAGCAGGAUGAGGAUGCAACUCUGACUCAGCUGGCAACUGCCUGGGUGAACCUGGCUGUAGGUGGGGAGAAGCUACAAGAUGCUUACUACAUCUUCCAAGAGAUGGCAGACAAAUGCUCCUCCACCCUCCUGCUGCUGAACGGCCAAGCAGCCUGUUACAUGGCCCAGGGCAAGUGGGAUGAUGCAGAGGGAGUGCUCCAGGAGGCUCUGGAUAAGGACAGUGGCCACCCUGAGACCCUCCUCAACCUUGUUGUCCUCUCGCAGCACUUGGGGAAAGCUCCAGAGGUCACCAAUCGCUACCUGUCACAGCUGAAAGAUGCUCACAAGAAUCAUCCCUUCAUUAAGGAGUAUCAGGCAAAGGAGAAUGACUUUGACAGACUGACCCUGCAGUAUGCACCCAGUGCCUGA